AAAAAGGAUGUACUCGCAUCAAACAAUAUUGUUACUCAGAAAUGUAUUUACAUGAAUGUCUUUAUGAAGAAUUGCUCUCCUGCCAUGUAUAUAAGAAGGAGCUCGCACGUUAUUCUGGACACAUCUGAUCUGAGAUCUUCCAGCUCUACAAGACUCUUUCUGUCGUUGUGAACAAACAUCUUGAAGAAUGAGAAGCCUGAUGUUUCUGCUGGUCCUGGUUCUCUUCUGCUCUGUGCCGAUGACUUCAAGCGCUCCCCUAGCCGGUAAUGUGGCAAACUGCUGUAUGAAGUUCAGUAAUGUGAAGAUUCCUGUGAAACAGGUGAAGUCUUACUACCGGACCAGCAGCGAAUGUCCCAGACCAGCCAUUGUGUUUCAGACAUUUAAAGGUAAAACGUUCUGUGUAGAUCCAGAGACCACCUGGGUGAACGGCCAUGUUGAUAAAGUGGACAAGAGAUCAAGAGUCUAAAACUUCUACGUGAACUCUGCAUUUCAUUCUGUACAUUGCUGAUGUGUAUAUAAAACAAUUUUAUUUACAGAAUAAUUUAUGUGAUUGGAUCGUUGUUUUAAUAAAAUAUGAAUGAUAA
Pimephales promelas (fathead minnow) is the source of this 584-nucleotide messenger RNA. RefSeq names its product C-C motif chemokine 22. Gene Ontology annotation, cellular component: extracellular region. Gene Ontology annotation, molecular function: chemokine activity. Gene Ontology annotation, biological process: immune response. The record is from RefSeq and is a predicted model, not a curated record. Lineage: Eukaryota; Metazoa; Chordata; Actinopteri; Cypriniformes; Leuciscidae.